AUGGAAAAGGAAAAUUGGACAGUAGUCACUGAGUUCGUCUUUCUGAGAUUCACUAGCUGGCCAAAUGUACAGAUAGUGCUUUUCACAUUAUUUCUUAUCAUUUAUCUCCUCUCACUUGUGGGCAAUGUUCUUAUUCUCAUCAUUGUUUUAGUUGAUUCAUAUCUUCAUAGUACCAUGUACUUCUUCAUUAGCAACCUCUCAGUAGUGGAAACCUGGUACACAACAGUCACAGUAUCUAAAACAUUAGCCAACUUCUUGAUGGAGAAACGCACCGUCUCUGCUUCAAGCUGCAUUGCUCAAUAUUACUUCUUCUUCUCUUUUGCUGCCAUCGAACUGUUCCUCCUUACAGUCAUGGCAUAUGACCGCUACCUGGCCAUCUGUAAAGCAUUACAUUAUUCCACUAUCAUGAACCCAAAGACCUGCCAUAACUUAGCCUUGAUCUGUUGGUUGUCAGGAUUCAUCUGCCCUAUUUUUCCUUCCACCUUGUUCUCCAGGAUUUCUUUCUGCACAAAAAAAAUCAACCAUUUCUUCUGUGAUGCUGAUCAGCUCUUCUGACUUUCAUGGAGUGACACGUACAGCAUACAAAUCGUGGGCUAUACUUUCAGCACCAUCAUUAUAAUGUCCUCUGUCCUUUUCAUCAUGACUUCGUACCUCCAAAUCAUCAUGACUGUCCUGGAGGUAACAUCAGGUGCUGCAUGCAAAAAGACAUUUUCUACCUGUGCCUCACAUCUCUCUGUUGUCACCAUCUAUUUUGGGACUCUUAUCUUUAUGUAUGUCCGGCCUGCAGUGAAAUAUGAGUCUGAUACCAAUAAAGUGGUGGGUUUUUAUUCAGUAAUUACACCAUUGCUGAAUCCAGUAAUAUAGACACUAAGGAAUAAGGAUGUGAAACUAGCCAUAAUAAAAACUUUCUUAAGGAAUAAAGGUCAAGUUUUGGAAAUUUCAACCUCUUUUCUCAAAUGA
Molecule: messenger RNA, 960 nt
Organism: Aptenodytes forsteri (emperor penguin)
Lineage: Eukaryota; Metazoa; Chordata; Aves; Sphenisciformes; Spheniscidae
Product: olfactory receptor 6N1-like
Biological process (GO): G protein-coupled receptor signaling pathway
Cellular component (GO): membrane
Molecular function (GO): olfactory receptor activity; G protein-coupled receptor activity
Source: RefSeq, a predicted model, not a curated record